AUGAACAUGGACCGCGACCAGCCUCAAUUCUUCGCCCAUCCUGCCUCACAGCCGCUCCAAAACGCCUCCCGCUCCGUCCGCAGUCUUCACAGCUCCACGCCCUUCUCCGAGCCCGAGGGCGCUUCGCCCUCGCCUCACCCAAACCAGGCUCGCGUUACCAACGAUGUCUUGCAAUGCAUACACGGAUUGAAACAUCUGGACGACCAGCAGAUAUUGGAUCUGUUGCGGGUCGCUCGUGGUCCUGAUCGAUUCUCAAUCUCGACAAUCGACAGUCGCGCGUCAUCCUACCUCAGCAUCCCGUCCAGAGCACCCAGCAUAUUCUCGAACCCGAGAGACUCGGUCAGCACCACUGAUACGCGAUGGAGCUGCUAUACCGCAGCGUCUCGCAUGUCGCAAGCGCCCAGUGUCACGACGGCUAAGAAGUUCGGUUGCACAUUUUGUGACAAGACGUUGAAGACGAAGGCCUACUGGAAGUCACACGAAGAGGAGUUCCACGAACAAGCACAGAGGUGGAAGUGCCCUGACUGCGACCAAUGGUUCAACGCCGGAAAGCGCUUUCGCGAGCACCACUACAAGUGCCAUGCUUGCGAGAAGUGUGAACAGAGCAAGGACGUAGGACCUGGACACCCGCGCAAGCCGUCGAUGUGUGUGAAGAAAGCAAUGCAUCCAAUGCACAACAAAGACGCCUGGGGCUGUGGCUUCUGUGCGAAGCUUCUUGCAUCGUGGGAGGAGAGGUGCGACCAUAUUGCCCAGCACUUCGAAGACGGCGCAGCCAAGUCGGACUGGAAGUUCACGAAUGUCAUUACCGCCUUGCUCCAACAAUCGAGAAUCUCGGUGGCGUGGAACAACUAUCUCGCGACUAAGCAUGGGGACAGCUCCCAUUGGCCACAUUUCUCGUGGGAUCCUAAGAAGACGGCUAGCUUCACCAAGUACAAUCGUCUAAGAUUCUCAUUAGAAGACAGCUGGGACUCGCGUGCGUUUGACGUCGACAACCUUAUCCAACAGGUCUACGAACUAGGAGCGGUUGAGUCGAAAGAGCAGAAGACCGAGUCCAUGGAAGUCGACGUUGUUGAGGCGAAGAUUGUUCCUUCCAAUGACAUGGAGAUGGAAAUGGAAAUCCCCGUGGAGCAUGAGUACCGAGGACCUCCUCAAAUGGAACCUCCACAAUAUCAGCAGCCUCACUGGGAAGCGCCCUCUCAAGAGACUUUGAAACCCAACGCGAGCCAGGUGACCCUACCCACAACGACUUACAUCGACAAUACCUUUUCACAACCUCUAUCUGUGGACUUCGGCCAGAGCCAAUUGUUCGACAGCAGCUUCUUCAACGACCCCGGAAUCCAGACGUUUGAUCAUAUUGGGUCUUUCAUGGACUACUCCGCGAACGAGCCACCACCCGUGAACCAAUUGGACCCGACUAUGGGGUAUUCAAAAGCAAUGUCAUCGCCAUACACCGCGCCCUCUACGCCAGCACCUCCACCUCCUGUUCCCACGCCUCAAUCCCACCGUGCUCGAUUAGUCUCGAUCGCGAGCAGGCGGGUGCCAGUGCCUCAACCUCAGCAACCUCCACCGCCACCACCGAAAGAUAGGGUCCCUUCCCAGAUGGGGGCUUCUCACGCUUCUCACAUGAGUACCUCUCAGAUGGGCAUUCGAAGGCAACCGGAUAAUCCAUCGCGGCAUGCCAUUCUUCCAUCUACGUCUUGGGCAAAUGAAGAACAGUGGGGUUGA
Mytilinidion resinicola is the source of this 1725-nucleotide messenger RNA. RefSeq lists its product as uncharacterized. NCBI's taxonomy places the organism in Eukaryota, Fungi, Ascomycota, Dothideomycetes, Mytilinidiales, Mytilinidiaceae. The record is from RefSeq and is a predicted model, not a curated record. Bases 1 to 1725 code for a protein of 574 amino acids. The transcript has 2 exons.